AUGACGACAGAUGUAGUGAAAAUAGAACGUACAAGCCUGCCCAUGCCAGUGGACGAGCUAACCAACGAUGCAAGCGUUGCCAGCUGCAACAGCGUCAGUGCACCCACCGGUGUUGGUAGCGGAACCGCCACCGGAAACGUUGCCGGGACACCGAAAGAAUCGGCAAAAUCACAGAAUCUACGGCGGAACAUUGCUAAGCCAACUUUCGAAAAGGAUAAGUACAGCUUCCUGAAUGAUCUGCAAAUGUUCCACGACAAACAUGGUACACCGUACUUGAAGCUUCCUAAGAUCAGUGGAAAGGAUGUCGAUCUUCACAAGCUCUACUCGAUCGUGAUCGGUCGAGGAGGCUGGAUGAAGGUGAACGCUCGCGAAGAUUGGGAUGAGGUCAUUGAAGAACUGGACCUUCCGACGCGUUGUGUGAAUAAUGAGAUCGCACUUAAACAAAUAUAUAUCCGUUACUUGGAUCGUUACGAACGGGUAAACUUUCACGGAGAAGAUAAAGAUCCGAUUGAGGACGACGAUGACGAAAAGCGGCUUCAUCGACGUUGGUCUGUUCGAAUGCUACACUCCACACCGUCGGUGUACAACCAUCAUCAACACAAUGUACCGGAAGGAUUACGCUCUUCGCUCAAGCUUUCCGACGAUCUGUAUCGUGCAUCGGAGUAUGAUAAGCUGAUCCUUUCGCUGUUGUCUCCGUUGCCGAAUGAGCAAGAUUUUGCCAUUAAUGUAUGCACGCUGAUGUCCAACGAAAACAAGCACACGCUGAAGGUUGACAAGUGUCCGAGACUGGUGUACGCGUUGCUUGCCCACGCCGGAGUUUUCAAUCACUUUUCGCUAAGGGACACGUUCGACGAAUACUACUCGAACAUACGGAAGAAUUCAUUGCAGCGGUUCUGGAAGGAAUGUCUUUUCGAGAAACCGCAAGUGUUGGAAUUGUCGCUGGAAGACUGUUUCGCGAAAAUGGGCUCUGAUCCUAGCGCGUUGAUUGCAUCUAUUUAUCCCGAAGAACCGGAAGAUAUGGACACUAAAUCUGGCAACGAAAAUGAAGAUGAAAAUGAAAACGAUUUUGAGAUAAUGAGCGGAGGAUUGAACACGGCAUCGCUCCGUUCCUUUCUCAGCCUAGGAACGGGCCUCGGAACGAACGAUUACAUUGGGCAGCGAGUGCUGCAGAUUGCUUCCAUCUUUCGCAAUCUAAGCUUCAACGAGGAAAAUCUGCAUAUGCUUGGACGCAACCGUACCUUCAUUCGCUUUCUUAUUAUGUGUGCUAACGCGCGAUGGAACAAUUUACACCAUCUUGGGCUGGAUAUGCUCGGUAACAUUGCGAACGAGAUUGACAUAAACGAUCCACAGUCGGACGAAGUGACUCGAUGCCUUGUGUCAACACUUUCCGAAGGUUUGGAAGGUGCAGAUCGCGGUGUGAUCAUAAGCUGUAUGGAGGUGCUUAGCAAAAUUGCUCAGAAAGAAUCUAAUGAGGAAAAUCUGAACCGUUGCCUCAACCAGAAGCUGUACGAUCAGAUUAGUCUGUUUCUAUGUUUGAACGACAUCAUGCUGCUCUUGUACACAUUGGAAUGCAUAUACUCUCUCACAUCGAUGGGAGAAAAACCCUGCAACGCCAUCAUGCACAUCCGUGGCGUGAUCGAUACGCUUGUGUCGUUGGUGACGGUGGAAGCCCAAAGCUACGGACCCGAUGCGUGCAUACUAAUGCGUGUGGUUGAAACCAUUCCGGGCAAUAUGGCCACGCAUCAUGCGCAAGGCACGUAUUAUCAAAAUACAGUCGGUCAGGUGGGACUAUCUAAUCCCCCGCCAACGAUGACCCAACUGACCGUUCACAAAGACGGUGGACAGUUGCAGGCUGCAGGUGCAGGUCAGCAGAAUAGCAACGCACACCUCGUAUAUCCAACGCCUGAGGUACCAAAGCUUCCUUCACUGACGAUCACCAGCAAACCAGUGCCAUCUCCCCCAGUCGUACAACAGCAGCAACAACAACAAACCCAACCCCAACAACAGAUGGUACAAUCCGUUCCCCAAGCAGUGCCACCGAACCAAACUGCCGUUAAUAAUACCCAAAUCGUAAGCGUCACUCGUCCACCGGCAGCCGAUUCGCCGCAGAUUCCCGUGAAUGUAAUUGCCCGUACCGAUCCAGCAGUGGCUGUGCAGCACGGCACGGCAUUUAAUCAGCAGACGGCAGCAGUGACAAGCGUCGCUCCACAACCUCAUCCAGCACCGCAACAACAAAUCAUUACGCCAGGAGGUGCAGUAAUUCAAAGUCCUACAGCUGCACCGACAUCGAUCGCGGCCAAACACAUCCAGCAGCAACAAGCGCAAGAAAGCGAACAGUUUGCCUAUGCUUGGCUGAGAGCAUCGUUUGAAGCAGCACCGGCCGUUCGAAUGGAGCAGCAGGAACUGUAUAAGCUGUACCUGUCCACGAAUGGCAAGCUCGGACGAAAAGUGAUUGUUCCGCUGUCUCACUUUCCGCGCUGUGUGCGUGCCGUGUUUGGCGGGACGGUGGGUCCAGUACAGUUAAAAAUGGAACAGAAUGGCGUUGAAACGAUUGGGUAUUAUUACGAGGGUUUAAGGCUUCGCUCCAAACCACUGCCGAUCGUGCAUAAAGGAACAGUGCUGACACCUGCUGUAGACUGUACUACGUCGAUUGGUACUAGCACUAAUAGUAGCUCCAUCACGUUGACAAAAGUCGACGAACAAAAUCAUAAUAAAAUAACCACUAUCAGUUGUACUACUACCAUCACCACCGUUACGACACAAACUGCAACUGUCGGUCGAGAGAUGACCAUUUCCAACUCAGCCAACACUGCUGCAACUGCGAUAGCAAAACCGUCAAGUACUGUCAUAAGCAACGUUGGGACAACUGGACGUCCUACCACAGGCUCUACAGUUUCCACCGGCCCAGAAUGCCGGUUGGUUGAUGUCACGUCAGCACAGGGAUCGCUCCGUUCCUCCUCGGUUAUAGCAAUGGCACCGCCAAGUAGUAAUCCAUCACCACCUGCACAAAAGUCGCAGCAACCACCUCAAUCUGCAUCCGUGCUGCAUAAAGCGAUACCGCUACAGGCGGUGAAAUGUUCGCCACAACAAGUACAACCCAAAGCAAUCAUGCAUUUCACCCAGGCCCAAUCGGCAAAACCAUUCGAUCCUAAUAGUGGCGGAAGUACAACGUCUGCAGCGGGCUCGGUAGGAGGAUCCACGACGAUCGGCAAACAAAUCAUAGUCACUCAAGUGGGUGGCAAAAGUGUCGUAAUCAAUAAGACUGCGUCCGGCCAACAACACCAGUACAUACCGUCGACACCAUCGUCACCUUUGCUGCAGCAAGUUCUUAGCAGCGAUCAGAAGAACAACGUCAUCGUGGUUAAUCAGACGACGAUCUCACCGCAACCCGUUGGUACGAGCCACAGCAUUCCCGGACCCAGUACGCAUUUGCAUACCGGCACUGGCACGACGACGAUCAUGAACCAGUCGGGGACGAUCAGUUCCACGACGACGAACCCGUCCGCGCUGAUCAAGAGCCUGCUGGCGAACAAGGUAACGACAGCGGUCACCGAUAGUACGCUCUCCGCUGCUACCGUUGGCUCUGCCGCCGCUGCUGUUGCUGCUGCCGCUGCUGCUCCUUACUCCAGUAGUUUGUCCACUACUACCAUCACCAAUUCUCCUACUACCAAUUGUUUGAUUGCACCGAAUGUUAACGUGCAUCAGGUCGCGCAAAGGCAGCAAAUGCAGAAACAGAAGCAAAUGAUCGAGCAAAAGCUUCACCCCAACAGCUCCAUCAAUCCAUCGGUUGUCGUAACGUCGAACAACCCGAACAAUCUAACCAAUAUCAAGGUGGGCAAUUCGACCAUAUCCAUCAAACCGGGCACACUGCCCACCAACACGGUCAUAACAGCGACGAACCCGCAUGAAACAUCGUUUAACGCGCCCCCUCCGCUGGCACCGCUUAGUCAACCGGGUCUUCAGCAGGGUACGAUCAUCAAAACGAUCGCUGCCCCUCACGAUCCGAAUCAGCAUCACACGGGUACUCCGGGCAAACUGUUACCCAACAAGGUACUUUCGGAGCUGCUGGAGAAGAAACCGGGUGAAAUGAUUAUCGCCGGUGAGACGACGAUUAAGCGAAAAUUCGAACUUACCGAUGCAUCGAUGGAACCCCCCAUGAAACGACUGGAAGGUGGAACAAAGACGGCUGAUCUGUACGCCGAGUUGGCCGGCUCGAUAACGGAGGGCGAGGAUGUGGAAGAUGCCGAUAUGAAAGCUGCACAAGAUGCUGAACAGCAUGCUACUAAGGCGAAGCUGCAGCAAAUCACGCACCACCAGCAGCAACAACAACAGCAGCAGCAGCAGCAUCAACAACAACAGCAGCAGCAACAGCAACAAAUGAUAACAAUGCCCGUGUCGAUGCAGCGGCAAAUAAUUGUCACACCAAACAGCGCCCAGCCAAUGAUCAUUUCGACGCCGGCAGCAAAUGUCACUAACAAUCCAACGCCGCAGCAAUUAACAUCGCAAACGACGGCCACCAUUAAAACGGAGAGUGGGUUCCAAACGGUGCCGAUCAUACUGCAGCACAACGCGAUCGGCGGCGGUACAUUGCAGCUGCAAAAGGCAACGGCACCGGGCGGUGCGAUUAUGCAACCUUCGGUGCUGGCGACGCAACAUCAGCAACCGACACAAUACAUCCUUGCCACCAACCCACAGGGCCAAACGUAUGUGGUGGCACAGCAGCCCCAACCGCAGCCGCAACUGCAACAAACGGUGCUGCUCGCGCAAGGGCAGCAGCACGGCGGUAGCGGACAGAAAACGAUUAUCAUCGUGCAGCAGCAGCAACCACCAUCCGCAACGUCCAUGCCACAGAUGACCAUGCAGGGAACGAUGGCCCCGAAUCAGGGGCAAGCGCAAAAGAUUUUCCUCAACCAACAGGGUCAACAGAUUCUCAUGACGCAGCUACCUCGGCAGAUGAUCGUCAGUCACGGUGGGCCGACCGUUCCAGGCGGCGCUACGAUCAUCACGUCCAGCGCACCGUCAGUCAUGCCGGGCAGUGGCACCACAAUGAUCGCCACACCCGGUGGCAGUGGUGGAACGAUUAUCGAAAAGAAACCGAUCUACAUCACCACGAACGCACAGGGCAAUCAGACAAUCAGUUUCGAGGGACCACCGCAGCAGCUGCAAAUGCAGACGAUGCAGCCGGGCAGUGCCGGCAGUACGUUCCAGAUCAAACCGUACGGCAAUGUGGGAGGAGGAGUACACGGACAGCAUCAGCAGCAGCAACAGCAGCAGCAGCACAUUAUUCAGCAAGCGAACCUUUCGGCGGGUGGAUCAGUCGGUCAACCAACGAUUCAAUUCAUCCAGCAUCAAGGUGCAACAUUGAUGCAGGCACAAGGCCAACUACCAGCGACAACGCAAAGUAUGCAACCCGCGCCGCAAAUCGUUUUCCACGGCGGCGGUGGUACGGGUGGACCACAGAUCAUACAGCAGCAAAUUAUUCAGUCCGCAACUGCUCCUCAACCGGGUCAGCAUAUCGUCCAAAAGGUAAUGCAUCAGCAACCACAGCCACAACAGCAACAUCUGUUACAUGCAGCUAUAAAGCAGAAUCCUUCACAAAUAAUAACAGUGCAACAGCAGAAGCAACCGAUAACAACAACCAUUUCUACGCAACAAUCCCAGCAGACCCAACAGUUGCCGCCAAGCUUAUCGAUUCAGCGCCAAGCAGGACCAUCGUCACAGUCGAUCAUUACUACCAAACCCGUGCCCGUGCCAAAUGUCAACCCGCCGGUGGUACAGGCUUCAACGUCUGCCCCAACUCCGGGUUUACCGGGAGGUAAGCCACAGCAAAUCAUUCAGGUCGUGCAGCAAAAGCUAGCAACAGCACCCGGCGGCAAUCAGACUCAAGGUGUUGUAGCUGGUGUAGCUGGUCCACAGCAUAUUCGACAACCGGGACCAACCGGAUCCUCGGUUGUUUCCCAUGGUGGUACGGCGUUGGCACAAACGUCCGUCACGCAUACGAUCGUGACAAGCCAAUCGGGAGCGGCAUCACACACCUUGCCGAUGCAAUCGAUUUCUGCCCAACCCAGUGCUAGCGGGAAUGUUCCAACGGCAACCAUUACUAGCGCGGCAGCUAGUCAUCAGGCUGCAUUGGCACAAGCAGCUUCUGCUGCAAACGUUGCACCAUCGCCACCGGUUCCAGCCGCAACGGUACCGUCAACAUCUGCACCGAUCACCAACACGAUCACUAUUCCGAUGUCCGUUGCGACGGGCAGCGGUACCACCAGUACCUCCAUCCAAAUGAUUCCGGCAAUGGAUCCGCAAAAGAUCGUGGAGGAGGACGUCGAUCCGAGCUGGCCGUGGGUAUGCGAUUGGCGCGGGUGUCCCAGGAAGAAGUUCCAAUCCGCUACGGAGGUGUUCCGGCAUGCCUGCACCGUCCACUGUCCCGAUACGGUCGACGUGAGCGCGGACAUUUACUGCCAGUGGGGACUUGGGCCAAAUCUUUGCGACAAUUUGCCCCGCAAGCGAUUCUCGCUCAUGACGCACAUUCUCGAUCGACAUUGUACGGUGGACUCAUUCAAGGCGGCCGUCCAAAGGCGACUUGCCGGUGGACCACAGCAACCCGUCCAACCGUAUCCGGUGACUCUGGUGCGCCAAUCGGGACCGGGCAAUGGUUGCGUGGCGGUUGCUACCAGUGCAGCGGCUGGUGGUUCGGGUGAACGAGGAUCGCCAACGCCAGCAUCCUGUACCAAGGUCGAUACAGGCAGUACGGAGGGUGGCGCAAACGGGAACUCAAACGGACCGGGCCAACUGUCCGCAGCUGGACCGGCUGCGAUGCAUGCAAUUAAACGUUAUUCUAUGGAAUAUGUUAAUUCUAAAGAAUUCCAGGACGAAAUGGAAGGUCCUGUAACGAAAAGUAUUCGCCUUACAUCCGCCCUCAUCUUACGGAAUCUGGUUGUUUACACAAAUUCGGCUAAAAGAAGCCUGCGCAUGUACGAGGCACACCUGGCCGGUGUGGCGCUUAGCAACGUCGAAUCGAGCCGUACGGUAGCGCAGCUUUUGUUCGAAAUGAAUGACACAGGGCCAAAUUACUAAAGCAUUCGACGCGCCUCCGAUGCAUUGUUUUACGGUUACAUAUGCAUUUUGUUUUAUUUUUAAUCCGUGCUACUUGCGCACGACAACACAAGAACGCCUUAUUAACACAUUUUUGUCCUUUCACACUGAAUUGUGGUUGUAUUUUUACCUCUUAGCUGCACACUUUCAAGAUACGAAGAGCCGGGUAGGGUAGUAUAUGGAGUCAAAGAGAAAUAAAAACAAAAAAUGGUUGACAAAUGAUUGAAAGCUACAGGA
Molecule: messenger RNA, 7329 nt
Organism: Anopheles moucheti
Lineage: Eukaryota; Metazoa; Arthropoda; Insecta; Diptera; Culicidae
Gene: Bap170
Product: AT-rich interactive domain-containing protein 2
Exons: 9
Coding region: 1-7074 (2357 amino acids)
Biological process (GO): regulation of DNA-templated transcription
Cellular component (GO): SWI/SNF superfamily-type complex
Molecular function (GO): DNA binding
Source: RefSeq, a predicted model, not a curated record